Naegleria gruberi is the source of this 1497-nucleotide messenger RNA. RefSeq lists its product as uncharacterized. Lineage: Eukaryota; Heterolobosea; Eutetramitea; Acrasida; Naegleriidae. Bases 1 to 1497 code for a protein of 498 amino acids. The transcript has a single exon. The record is from RefSeq and is a predicted model, not a curated record.
AUGGAAGGUGAAGAAUUCAAGGUAGAGCAAUUAUUGAAAGAAUUCUUGAUAUUACUUUUCAAGUCUUGCACUUCAUUCCAUAAAAAAACAGAAAAGGGAAUGCUAAAGAAUGUUGUUGUUGCCAAUUGUUUCAUUUUCACAGUACCCACUGACACUGAUCUUGAAGCAAAGAAGAGAUUUAAAAGAGUUGUAAAACAAGUUAUUGAUGAAACAUGCAAAACUUCAAGACCAAUUGAAAUGGAUGAUAUCUAUGUUGUUGAGGAAUAUUCAUUGCUGUUGCGUUUGAAUUCUGACAAACCGAGUACCUUGAUUAUUGAUAUCGGCCAUUUGACAUGUGAUGCACUUGUUAAGAAAAAUGAUGAAAUACUUCAAGUGAAUGGAGAAACAAGAGGAGUUUCUCUCAUCCAUGAAAAGAUUAAGCAGUAUGAUAGUAACUUCGAUCCAAUGGAAGUCAUGAAAAAUUUGUUCGACUAUAGAAGUUCAGCAGAGUUACCUGAAAAAUACGAAGAGUUGAAAACAAUAUUCGAGGAUGGUGUGAAGGAAAUUGCAGAGCCCAUUCUUGAUCUUAUUCUUCAACAUGGUUGCACAGAUGUUGUGAUUUAUGGUGCAUUUAUUUCUCACGACUAUUUUAGAAAGUUAAUUGAGAAGUAUGUGACCAACAUAGAAUUGAGCGAGUAUGUCAACAGACAAUUCAAUUAUCUCAAAGAUGAAUUCAAGAAUCCAAUAAGGACUCCUUUCGAAGUAAGUUGUAAUCCAGAUGGUGGAAGUUCAUUAUUGAAUGGUGCUAGAUGUUUAAUUGAGGAAGCACUUCUUAAUCGUCAAGGUUUACAUCAAUUAGAAUAUGAUAGAAAGGAGCUACCUUGUAUAUCUCGUAUUGGAUUCUGCUCAUUCAACGAAAAGAAGGGGUGUCUUUGUUUUGAUAUUGUUUGUUCACUUUUUGAUGCCUACGUUAAACAAGAUACCGAGGUUUUCAUCAUCAAGUUCAGAAAUACCAUUGAUGCUUCAAAGGUUGAAAACAAUGAAAUCACAAAGCACAACUACAAAAGUGUUGGAAUUAUGGAAUUUGAAAGAUUUUGCGCUCUAGAAAUCAAGUUUAAACCAGACCUUAAAUUAUUCAAAAAGGGGUUUUUCCUUCAUGGAAUUGUAGGUGGAGAUAACCUGAAAAUACUUCUUCAUUAUCAAGAAGCCAACAAACAGUACUUUUGCCAUGCUUUCGACAUUCCAAGAACAGGAAGAAAGGAUAGAAUUCCUGUUAAUGAUAUUGGAAAGGUUUUCGAAAAGGAAAAUGAUUGGAAUACUUGGUAUGGAGCUCCUUAUUACAUUGAGAUGAAUAUUGAGGACAAAGAUAAGUAUAGCACCAUUAGGUCAUCUUACUUAAACCAAAUUAUUAGAGGAAGAGACUGGAAAUUGUUCAAAGAAUUGGAAGGUGGUGAAUUGACGUAUCUUCCUGAGGAAUCAUUAGUAAAUGAAGUUCAGAAAAAGAAGAGACAAAAGUAG